Setaria italica (foxtail millet) is the source of this 996-nucleotide messenger RNA. RefSeq names its product hypoxanthine phosphoribosyltransferase. Gene Ontology annotation, molecular function: hypoxanthine phosphoribosyltransferase activity; magnesium ion binding. Gene Ontology annotation, biological process: GMP salvage; IMP salvage; guanine salvage. Lineage: Eukaryota; Viridiplantae; Streptophyta; Magnoliopsida; Poales; Poaceae. The record is from RefSeq and is a predicted model, not a curated record.
GCUACCCCCACCACCCCGCCGCCCGCGCACCAACGCCCGCCCAAUAAAUCCCCCGCCCUCCGCGCCCGUCGCCGCACUGCAACCCUAGUCGCCCUCCCAGCCGCCGCCGCCGCCAUGGUGAGCGCCGAGGCCGGCAUCGAGCGCGUGCUGUGGACGGAGGCCGAGGUGGCCGCCCGCGUGGGCGAGGUCGCCACCGAGCUCGCGGCCGACCUGCGCGCGUUGCCGGAGCCCGCGGUCGUCGUCGGCGUCGCCACGGGCGCGUUCCUCUUCCUCGCCGACCUCGUCCGCCGCGUCGACGCGCCGCUCGCCGUCGACUUCGUGCGCGUCGAGUCCUACGGCGGAGGGACCGAGUCCAGCGGGAAGCCCCGCAUCACGGCCGACCUCAAGGUCGACGUCGCCGGGAAGCACGUCGUCGUGGUUGAAGAUAUUGUGGACACAGGGAAUACUCUCUCAUGCCUCAUUGCUCAUUUAGAAAAGAAAGGUGCAUCGUCCAUAUCAGUUUGCACUUUCCUUGACAAACCAGCUAGAAGAAAAGUUAAUAUUCAGCUUGUGGGGGAUGGAAAAUUCUACAGUGGCUUUGAGUGCCCAGACUGUUUUGUUGUUGGCUAUGGUUUGGUAUGCGGAGCUCUACCGCAACCUGCCUUAUGUCGGUGUUCUCAAGCCUGAGAUGUACAAAAAGGAUUCAAGCAAUUAGACUGGAGCCUGCAUUUGCACCGCGUGCAAGAGGAAAGAUUUACAAAUGAUACAAGCAUCGCAGUUUUGCUUAACUUUGUACAAGAAAGAAGCAGAAAGCCUGCUAAUUUACUUUUUUCUCCUUCUAAGCUCAGGAAAACUGCAGCUUCCUAAAUUUCAGUGGCGUAACAGUACGUAUCACUGCUGGCUUUGUUUGUCACCACAACGCAACUCUGAAGGGAAAGAUGUGGUUGUAUGACAUGUUAAAUCUUCGGUUUACAAGCCAAACAGCUUAUCUCGUAGUGAGCUGCGUCUUUGAAGUUA